This is a messenger RNA of Hibiscus syriacus, 893 nucleotides long. RefSeq names its product probable WRKY transcription factor 40. Gene Ontology annotation, biological process: regulation of DNA-templated transcription. Gene Ontology annotation, molecular function: DNA-binding transcription factor activity; sequence-specific DNA binding. Lineage: Eukaryota; Viridiplantae; Streptophyta; Magnoliopsida; Malvales; Malvaceae. The record is from RefSeq and is a predicted model, not a curated record. The coding region runs from base 96 to 893 and encodes 265 amino acids. The transcript is spliced from 3 exons.
CUGGUGUUAAGGUUCCGGUUAAAGAUGAGGCCAGUUUAAACUUCAAGGCAAGUUAAUUGUAUUUGACAAAUACAAGUGUGUAAACACUCAUGUGAAUGUUAUCUUUAAAACAGAGUGGAGUUUUGGUGGAGGAAUUGAAUAGGGUGAACGCCGAGAACCAGAGGCUAACCGAGAUGCUAACAGUUUUAUGCGAACAAUACUACGCUUUGCAGCACCAAUUCAAUCAAGUAAAGAGCAAGACCUCUGAAAACGAAGCUCCAUCAAAGAAGAGAAAAUCAGAGUGCGAGGAUUACACGAACCACGUGAUUGGAUUCAGUGAGAGCAGCUCUAGCCAUGAAGAGUGGAGCAAAAAGCCCAAGGAGUGUGUUAAACCCAAGAUAUCAAGGGUUCUAGUCCCCACAAAUACCUCGGAUACUAGCCUGAUUGUGAGGGAUGGAUAUCAGUGGAGGAAAUAUGGUCAAAAGGUCACAAGAGAUAACCCCUGUCCGAGAGCAUAUUUCAGGUGCUCCUUUGCCUCAACUUGUCCAGUUAAGAAAAAGGUGCAAAGAAAUGCUGAAGAUCCAUCGGUAUUAGUGGCUACAUAUGAAGGAGCGCACAACCACGACCAUAAUGCUCCGGCAGAACAAGGAUCAUUAAGCCCCAGCAGCAACAGGGGCUCAGCAUCUGCCCAAACCAAAGCUUCAGCUCCUAGGGUCACUCUUGAUUUGAUGCAACUAGCUGGAUUGGGGGAUGAUACCCAAAAUCCAGCUCAACUAAUUGAUGCACCAGCUAUCCACCAACUCUUAGUUCAUCAAAUGGCUGCUUCUUUGACUAGAGACCCUCAUUUCACAGCAGCUCUUGCUGCAGCCAUUUCAGGCCGAGUUGUAAGCCAACAUAUGAUAAGAAAGUCAUAG